Molecule: messenger RNA, 651 nt
Organism: Hypoxylon fragiforme
Lineage: Eukaryota; Fungi; Ascomycota; Sordariomycetes; Xylariales; Hypoxylaceae
Product: snare-like protein
Exons: 4
Coding region: 1-651 (216 amino acids)
Biological process (GO): retrograde vesicle-mediated transport, Golgi to endoplasmic reticulum; endoplasmic reticulum to Golgi vesicle-mediated transport; vesicle fusion with Golgi apparatus
Cellular component (GO): Golgi membrane; endoplasmic reticulum-Golgi intermediate compartment; endoplasmic reticulum membrane
Molecular function (GO): SNAP receptor activity
Source: RefSeq, a predicted model, not a curated record
AUGAUUAGAUCGACACAGAUAGCCAGGUUGGGCGAUGGCUUGAUGCUAUGCGCAUCUGUCGACGACGAACAAACAGAGUCCUCCCUCGCCGAAGUAAAGUCACAAAUCAAACUCGUACUACGAAGACUAAACCGCAAUGCCGAACAACAAGCCAGCAUCGAGAGCGGGAACUACACGAUACACUACACGAUCGCAAACGACAUAGUCUACAUCUGCAUCUGCGAGCGCUCGUACCCCCGCAAGCUAGCGUUCACGUACCUGUCGGACCUCUCGGCCGAGUUCGCGCAGUCGCAUCCCCCGCAGCAGCUGCACUCGCCGACGCUGCGGCCGUACGCCUUCAUGGAGUUCGACACCUUUAUUACGCGCACCAAGGCCCUGUACGCCGACGCCCGCGCCACCCAGAACCUCGACCGCCUCAACGACGAGCUGCGCGACGUCACCAAGGUCAUGACAAAAAACAUCGAGGACCUCCUCUACCGCGGCGACAGCCUCGAGCGCAUGGGCGAGAUGAGCUCCCGCCUCCGCGACGACAGCCGCAAGUAUCGCAAGGCUGCCGUCAAGAUCAACUGGGACCUGCUCAUCAAGCAGUACGCCCCCAUCGGCGUCUUUGUCCUGAUCGUCUUGCUAUUUAUCUGGUUCCGGUUCUUUUGA